Rhizophagus irregularis DAOM 181602=DAOM 197198 is the source of this 1983-nucleotide messenger RNA. RefSeq lists its product as uncharacterized. The record is from RefSeq and is a predicted model, not a curated record. Lineage: Eukaryota; Fungi; Glomeromycota; Glomeromycetes; Glomerales; Glomeraceae.
AUGUCUUCGGAAAAAAUCGCAGUGUUUAUUAAAAUUAUAGAAAAUUCAUCUCUAUUAAGUUCUAAUUUAAAAAGAUUAAAUCCAGAUGAUCAUUUAUCUUAUAUUCGUGAAGAACUUGAAAAUAAUAAUAUUAUUAAUGAUAUGUUAUUAUUUUCAAAAGAAGAAAAUAAUGAACUUAAUGAAAUAAAACGUGAAGAAGAAGAAAAUUUUCAUUUAAAAGAUAUUAUAAAAGUUGAAGAUGAUCGAAAUAUUUUAUUUUUAAAACGACGUUAUUGGAAAUUUUUAAAUGAUCAUUGUAAAUUAGAUUAUGGACGAAUUAUGAGUUAUGAUGGAAUUAAAAUAGCUGAAAAACAAGCUUAUACGAUGAAUGAAUGUGAGUUAAAUGGAAUUAAUAAUUAUAAAAAAAGUAGAAUUGAAUUUGAAUCAAAAGAAGAUUGGAUGAAGAAAACAAAUUUAUUUUUUGAUGUCGAUGAAAUUAACGUAACGAAUUUUGCAAAGUUAGGAUUAUCGGUUGAAAAUUUACGUAAUAAGAGUUUUAAUAAAGAAGUUAUGUCAGCUUAUCAAUACACUGAAAUCAGUAAAGCAUCAUUGAAAUUUAGUAAAGAAAAUUUAAAAUUAACUGACGAAUUUGAAAAAGAUGUGAACGAAGCUAUAAAAUCUGAAAAUCCUAGAGAAAGAUUUAAGAAAAUUACUAAAGAAUAUGGUCAAUUCAUUUCAACUGAAAUUAUUUUAGGAGGUAGAGUUUAUUUCAAUGAUGUUAAAAAGUCAUUAAAAAGUUCAGCAGAUAGCUUUAAUGAUAAUUCUGAAAAUAUGAGUAUCGAAUCUACUAGUAAUAGUAUAGGAGGAUAUUACUCUAGUGAUUCAGAAAUAACUUCGAAAUUUUAUAAUUUUGAUCAUAUGAGAUUAUUGGGAGGAGAGCAUCCUGAUGAUAAAAAUUUUGAUGAAAAAAUGUGGAAUGAAUCUUUGAAAAAUUAUCAAAAUUGGAAAUGUAUUGAAUUUAAAUAUCCUGUUCAUAUUUUCCAACUUUUACCAGAUGAUUUGCGUAAAAGUACUUUUAAAUCUAUUGGAAAAAAAAUUCUUUACAAUAUUGCUGAGGAUUGUGAUUAUUAUUUAAAUGAACCUGGAAGUUAUCGAACUUUUGAAUUAAAGAAUAUUCCACAAAAUAUUUUAGAAAUAAUUCAAGAUAGAGAAGCUGAUUGUGAUAUCUUUGCAUCAGUUUUUGAUAAUAAUGAAAAUUCAAAAAAUGAUUUUUUUGAUUGUCAAAUUCUCAAAGAACCAAAUACAAAACCAUGUAUUAUAAUUCAUGGUAUACAAAUGCAAAAAGAAUUUAAACCAUGUAGAUAUAACUUGAAAAUUAAGAUAAUGAUUAUAGGUUAUGAUACCAAUUUUAAUUUCAUGCUACCAGAUAUUAUUAGUGUUGAAUCAAUAGGAAUUGAAUACUAUCCAAAAAAUUCUUAUAUAUUUUGUAACCUACCAUUAAAAAGAAAAAUUGAUUUAAUUGGUGUCCCUUUAUUUGGAAUUCCUGUAUUAAGUAAUUUGAAUUCAUCAAAUAAUUCCAUUAUCAUUGGUCAUAAUUUUUGUAAUACUCAAAAAAACGGAUUAAAUGUAGAUGUAUAUUCUUAUUGUUUAAAAAAGAAAUGUUAUGAUAAAUUACCUCAGUUUACUUUUUGUGUGUUAAUUAUUUCUGAUUACCCUUCUUCUUCUAAUUCUUAUUCAUCACUUCCUUUUAAUUCUAGAUUCUUUGGAAUUGGAACAAACCCAUAUGUUAAACUUAAUUCUAGUAGUAAAAAUCCAAAAUGUGUUAGUUUAUAUUUAUCAAAAAAAGAUAAUUAUAAACCAACUUUUCUGAAUCAAAAAAUUAAUCAAAUUAAAGUAGAAUAUGUUCAUUGUAAUUGUAAGAAAACCUGUUUUAUUUGUAAGAAAAAGACUGUAAAAUUAUCAAUAAGCGAAAAUUAUGCUAAAUGUAUCUUAUUUGAUUCUUAA